Carica papaya (papaya) is the source of this 1910-nucleotide messenger RNA. Its product is annotated as beta-amyrin 11-oxidase-like. The record is from RefSeq and is a predicted model, not a curated record. Gene Ontology annotation, biological process: brassinosteroid homeostasis; sterol metabolic process; multicellular organism development. Gene Ontology annotation, molecular function: iron ion binding; oxidoreductase activity, acting on paired donors, with incorporation or reduction of molecular oxygen; monooxygenase activity. Lineage: Eukaryota; Viridiplantae; Streptophyta; Magnoliopsida; Brassicales; Caricaceae.
CAGUUUAUUUGGAAGAGACGUCCAUUUUGUCUUCUUGUCCGGCCGGACUGCUUUCGUAUUGUAGGCCCACUGUUAACAUUUGUUAAAAUAAGCCGGGACAAUAGACUACAUAAUUAAGAAUGCUGCUUAAAGCUAUCAGUUGUGCUCUCAGAUCUGGAGGUAGGAAACGAGAUUUCGGAGAAUCAGAGAAUUGGAAAUCAUGGAGGCAUGGUGGCUGACAGGGGUUUUGGGUGUUGUGCCUUUAAUGAUUUGCAUACUAUGGUGGUGGAACGAGCUUUGGCAUGUUUUGCCGCUCAAACGACACUUGGCUUCUAAGCGUGCGAAACUCCCGCCUGGUCACAUGGGCUUCCCUUUAAUUGGCGAGCUGCUCACUUUCAUUUGGUACUUCAAGAUUCUGCGCCGACCCGAUGAUUUCAUCAAUUCUAAACGAACCAAAUACGGUGAUGGAGUUGGGAUGUAUAGAACAUAUCUGUUCGGCUCUCCAUCGAUCAUCGCUUGCUCCCCAGCCGUAACGAAGUUUGUGUUCCACUCAAAUCUAUUUCCCUAUAGAUUUCCCACUAAUGAUCUCGUUGGCCCCAAUUCUAUGCUAGCAGCUAGUGGCGAGCACCACGACAGGGUCAAAGGUUAUGUCAGUGCUGCAGUUGCCCACACUAGUUCUCUCAGGAAAAUUGUUCUUCAUAUUCAACCAAGCAUCAAGACCUCUCUUCGUUCAUGGGCUGACAAGGGUUCUGUGAUAGCAUUUGAUGUUGUCAAGAAGAUGGUAUUUGAGAGCAUUGCUCGAGUUUUUGUCAGCAUCGAACCAGGACCCUUUUUGGAUGAGAUUGGCCAGUACUAUGCUUGUUUGCUUAAAGGAUUUAAAGCACAGCCAUUUAACAUUCCAGGAACUACUUACUAUCGUGCUGUUCAGUGCCGAAGAAAGCUCAUGGAAAUAUUUAGGCUAAAGUUGGAGAAGAGAAAAGAAAACCAAAAAGGAGAUCAGGAAAACAAGGAUUUGAUGGAUGUUCUAAUGCAAAUUAAGGAUGGGGAUGGGAAGCAGCUAAGUGACGAAGAGGUGCUUGAUAACAUAGUGACACUUUUUCUCGGGGGCUUCGAAACUACUGCAACUGUAUCAGCCUGGGCUAUGUAUUACCUUGCCAAGAACCCAGAAAUUCUGCAGAGGCUUAGAGAAGAAAAUAUGGAAUUGAGUUCAACAAAGGAGGGAGAAUUCAUUACGUUGGAUGAAAUUUCACAAAUGAAGUAUACAAAGAAGGUGGUGGAUGAAACAAUAAGAAUGGCAAACAUUUCGUGCUUCAUUUUCAGAUCUGGUGAUUAUGAUGUUGAAUAUGAAGGUUAUUUAAUACCAAAAGGUUGGAGGGUACUUCAAUGGGUCAGAUAUCCUCAUGCAAACUCAGAAUACUUUGAAGAUCCAAUGUGCUUUAAUCCAGACAGGUGGAAUCAAUCAACAAAACCAGAGGCGUAUCAAGCUUUUGGUGCGGGAUCAAUGAGAUGUGUUGGCAGCAAACUUGCUCAAACACAACUUGCAGUCUUUCUUCACCAUUUGGUUAUGGGCUAUAAGUGGGAAUUAAUUAACCCAGAUUCAAAGAUAACCUACCUGCCUCAUCCAAAGCCAAAUGAUGGUUGCAAAAUUGUAAUUAGUCGAUCUAACUGUCUCGAGUAAGUGCCCUUCUGUUCUUCUUCUUCUCUACGGUUAUUUGUGUGAUAUAAAUUCCACAAAGUUUCUCCAACAAAAUAAGCCCUCCCUAUAAUUAUGCUUUGCUGUGAUGGAGGGCAAGUAGCAAAAUCCCUUCCCCAGAUUCCCAGCUUUAUUCCUCAACAAACCAACAGAUAGUGUUUGGUAACAUUCAAAAUACUAACAUGUUAUUAUUUGAGAGAAUUGAAUAGAAGUAAAAAAUAAAUAAAUUUGAUGUGUG